Budorcas taxicolor (takin) is the source of this 480-nucleotide messenger RNA. Its product is annotated as keratin-associated protein 11-1. Gene Ontology annotation, molecular function: structural molecule activity. The coding region runs from base 1 to 480 and encodes 159 amino acids. The record is from RefSeq and is a predicted model, not a curated record. The transcript has a single exon. Gene Ontology annotation, cellular component: keratin filament. Lineage: Eukaryota; Metazoa; Chordata; Mammalia; Artiodactyla; Bovidae.
AUGUCCUACAGCUGCUCCACAAGGAACUGCUCUUCCAGGUGGAUUGGAGGAGAAUGCACUGUUCCAGUGGCCACAGUUUCUUCCCCGGAUGCCGAUUGCCUGAGUGGCAUCUAUUUGCCCAGCUCCUUCCAAACGGGCUCCUGGCUCCUGGACCACUGUCAGGAGACCUGCUGUGAGCCCACUGUUUGCCAGUCAACUUGCUACCAGCCAACUCCUUGUGUCUCCAGCCCUGUGCAGGUGACCUCUCGGCAAACCACCUGUGUCUCCAGUCCCUGUUCGACUACCUGCAGCCGGCCACUCACCUUUAUCUCCAGUGGCUGUCAGCCUCUGAGUGGCGUCUCUACUGUGUGCAAGCCAGUGAGAAGCAUCUCCACUGUCUGCCAACCGGUGGGAGGAGUCUCCACCAUCUGCCAACCUACCUGCGGGGUCUCCAGGACGUACCAGCAGUCCUGCGUGUCCAGCUGCAGAAGAAUUUGCUAA